GCAGAGCUAGACACAGCGUUAUUGAAUUAUUCUCAGGAGUUUACAGCACAGAUGUGUUUGGGGAGAAGGUUACUGAUAUGUUCGGAGUGAGUAAAUUGUCCCUUUGGGUCUUGACGGGCCUGGCAGCUGUCACCACUGUUUUCUUUAACGUCUACAUCUUUUUGAUGACUCUAUGGAACAAGACAGGGAAGAAGAAGAGGAGCCCCAGUGAAACCCUCAUCAUGGCUCUGGCGGUGGCCGACGUGACUCACCAGUUGAUGUGCUACGUCUGGAUGACCAUGGAUGAAGUGGACAGCAGCUGUGAAAUUGCGGAGAUGUUCUACACUGUCCUGCUGGUGCUCAUGUCCAGCUUCAAGUUCACCAUCAUUUGGGACUCUAGCUUUCUCACCUUUUACUACAGCACCAAGCUGGUCAGUACGCCCAACCACUGCUAUACCCAGAUCCAAGCUGCCAUCCUUAAGCAUGUGAGCCUCGCGGUUUUCCUCAUCCCCCUGUUUGGCCUGGCCACAUGCAUGCCGAUUCUUAUGGCGUUUCAAAUAGGCAACUACACUGAAGGGGUAGAACAGCAGAUUGACUGUGGGGUUUUGCUGCCCGAGUCCAACGCUGGCAUGGUCUACGAUGUAAUUUACCUGCUCCUCUCUGAUGUGCUGCCUGGGAUGGUCAUGUUGAAGUGCUGCAUCUCUAUCUCCAUUCACCUGGCCAUCCACCUGCGCCACAUGAAAGCUAGCACCAACGGCGCCCACCCCCCAAAGCUCGGCUCCCAGAUAAGGGUGGUCCAGAUGUCUUUGUCUCUGGCGGCGAACUUCCUGAUCUUCCUCAUGGUCGACCUUUACAUCAACUACGAGGUUGUGGUGAAACACGAGAAUUCUAUGGGGGUCACGUUCUUCAUCACAUCCUUCUAUUCGACUGUCACAGCCAUGGUCCUCAUCUAUGGCAAAAAGACUCUUUGGAAAACCAUGAUACAUGACAUUAACACCUGUCUGGAUGCAUAUCCAUGUUUGCGCUGCCUGAAAAUGCCUAAGCAAAACUCACCACCCAGUGAACCUCCAGAGGUUAAGACAUGA
Messenger RNA from Girardinichthys multiradiatus, 1064 nucleotides. RefSeq lists its product as uncharacterized. NCBI's taxonomy places the organism in Eukaryota, Metazoa, Chordata, Actinopteri, Cyprinodontiformes, Goodeidae. The coding region runs from base 78 to 1064 and encodes 328 amino acids. Gene Ontology annotation, biological process: sensory perception of taste; G protein-coupled receptor signaling pathway. Gene Ontology annotation, cellular component: membrane. The record is from RefSeq and is a predicted model, not a curated record. The transcript has a single exon. Gene Ontology annotation, molecular function: G protein-coupled receptor activity.